AUGGCGGCGGCGGCGGUGUGUAACAGGAGCUCGGAGUGCGAGUUCAUGAAGACCAUCGAGGACAACUUCUACGACACGCUCCAGAGCCGCCAGUUCCUCGGGCGCUACAUCGCGAUCGCCGUGAACGGGCGCAUCAAGCGGGCGCGGCGCGUGCGCGGGCCGCUCGGCAAGGAGCACUACUUCCUGCCCCGCAAUGUCGAGCUGGAGAAGGUGCGCCGGAUCAUCCAGCAGUACCAGCAGGCCCUGGGCCCCACGCCCUCCCAGCGCUGCGACGGCCAUAACGAGUACAACAUGACAGGCGUCAGCGGCAGCAGCCACGACACCCGAGGGCGCGGCUCCAGCGCCCCGCCUGCAGGCACGACCCGCCCC
Penaeus monodon (black tiger shrimp) is the source of this 369-nucleotide messenger RNA. RefSeq lists its product as uncharacterized. Lineage: Eukaryota; Metazoa; Arthropoda; Malacostraca; Decapoda; Penaeidae. The record is from RefSeq and is a predicted model, not a curated record. Gene Ontology annotation, molecular function: growth factor activity.